This is a messenger RNA of Benincasa hispida (wax gourd), 859 nucleotides long. RefSeq lists its product as uncharacterized. Gene Ontology annotation, cellular component: chloroplast. The record is from RefSeq and is a predicted model, not a curated record. Lineage: Eukaryota; Viridiplantae; Streptophyta; Magnoliopsida; Cucurbitales; Cucurbitaceae.
GGGAAACGGAAAGAUAUGGAUAAAGCUAACUCCAGAAGUGGCGAAGAUGCUGAGGGAGAAGCAAUGGAAGCAAUCAGUCUCCACCGAUUUCUCGCUUCUAAACCACCGCUUUUAACCAUCAAUCCACAUAAAUUAUCCCCUAUUUCUCACAAUCAAAUCUUCUUUCCAUCUCUACGCCAUCACCGGCUUCCCAGGAUCAAACCGAUCAACGCCACCGACACCGACGGCGACACCGCACCACCGCCGGUUCAGCCGGCAAUAACGCCUCCGGAGACAGUUGAAGUUCGGUUUCGGAAGAGGUCGAGAAGGCGACCCAAACAGGAGAGGGAGGAUGGAGGAGGAGGAGCGAUGGGGAAUGGGCGGCCGAGGAAGGCGCCGGUGGAGAUUGGUUCGAAUAAGCCGAAGAAAUGGGAGGAAAUGAGCGUGGGGGAGAAGGCAAUGGAGGUGUAUAUGGGAGAGAAGGGUUUGUUAUUUUGGCUGAACAAAUUUGCUUAUGCUUCCAUUUUUAUUAUGAUUGGUGGUUGGGUUUUGUUUCGGUUUGUUGGGCCUUCGCUCAAUCUUUACCAGUUGGAUACUCCACCAUUAUCUCCGACUGCAGUAUUCAAGGGCUAAUGAUCAUCGCAAAUACUUUUCUUUGGUUUCUAUCUUUAAUCCUUUUUCAUACAUCAUCUAUGCGGCUGCUUAAGUAUUUUUCUACCGAAUUUGGUGAUUAUAAUCUAUGAACUGGAUUUCACUAGAUGCAAAUCGAAAUCGAAAAAUAUUAGCCAUCGAAGUUUUGUUUUAGCUUUUCUGGAUUUUCUCUGUACAAUCUCGGCCGGCCGACUAUUACUCUAUUUCAAUAUCCCCGAACAAUUUUACA